UGGCUCGCCCAGCAGGCUUGACGCGGACAACUGGGAGGGGCGGGGCCAGAGCGGCUUGAGCCUCCAGUGUGAGCCAGAGCGGCGCUUGGUAUCUCGUCAGCUCGUCAUCGUGCGUCAGCCGCCGGGAACCAUCCACCAUCCGGUCUCCGACCUCCAGCAUCUAAGGACGCCCGGCACCGAGCCUCAUCUGCGCCAUUUGAAGCUGAAGGAAUGAUGCCAGAAAACAACCCAAAUGGAUCGAACCAUCAAAUGUCCUUAUGGGUGACCAAAAAGGAUGAAGAGCUUUCUAACGGAAUAACUAGGACACUACCUUCGACAAAUCCAAUCAAAGUCAGGAUCGCGUGUGGGGGAAAAAAUGACAUGGAGCCUUCUGUGGCGCUAUGCUUAUGUGUUAGCGUCAGCGUGGAGCCUUCGGGCGUCAAGCCACAGGAGCCGAUUCCAGGAUGCCCCUCCUUCUCCAGAGACAUGAUUCAUUUUGGUGUCCAUGUUCUCAGCACCUUACCGACAGGAUAAUCUACUCAAGACAUGUUGUUUCAUGAUGAAGAUCGAUACCAGCCUAAUCACAGCCCAGCUGCCUGAGGCCCUGUCCCAGGCAGGCCUUCAGUUUACCGUGGCCACUGAGGAGGACUUUGACGACAUCAUGGCUAUGAGCCAGGAUAUCUACGGAGGUCUCGACUAUCUGCCCACGAGAUACACCAGCUGGCUGCAGGAAAGCAACCGCACAGUCAUACUGGCACGCAAACAAGGGAAAGUGAUCGCUCUGGAGUCGGUGUGUGUGAUUGACAAUGGGCAGACCAUGCUGGUCGAGGGUCUUCGUGUGGCCCCUCAAGAACGGGGAAAAGGCGUGGCCGGAGUCCUGCUACGCUUUUGCGCCGAGCUCGUCAAAUCUAAAUAUCCAGAGGUCAAAGUGAGCCGCCUAACACGUGAUGACCAACUCAGACCCAAAGACUUCCAGAAGUAUCGCAUCAUAACCAAACAGGGCAUCCUGCUGAUGCGUUUCCGAGCCGAAGACCUCAAGCUUCGUUUGUCUGAUAUUGGUGGACAGAUGCAGGCACCGCUGUCCUCCUUCUUCUCAAACGGUCCUCCCAUACGCCUGGACAACAACGCCAUUUAUCAGCUGUAUUUGACCACUGACCUGAUGCGGGGGGUCCUCCCGAACGCCACCAUCAUCCAAGACUGGCAGCCGUUCAAACUUCUGCCCACUAACAUGGCCAUCCUGAUGAAGAAGGACAUUGACUGGAUGGUGGACGAUGCCUCCAACCCUACUGUGGGCAGCCUGUGCACUUUCCCUUUCAGGGUCCCCAUUGGAGAUGAGUGGUAUUAUCUCAACAUCGACAUGUUCGGCAAAGACCUGGACCUGGUGCGCCAGCAGUUCCUGUGCCACCUGCAGCGCCACACUGCAACACUGAAGGGUUACGUGAUGUGCCAGAUGUUCCUGGACCCGCCCCUCUGGAAGCCCAUGGCCGACUUUUGCCGCGACACCCUGAACGUGGAGCUGGUGAAGGAAUACACGGAGCAAUGCGUGGUGGAGUCCGAUGUCAUGUAGUCACCAGCAAGGAGGCAAUGGACAGCUCGAUUAGAAGACGAGCCAAAGCGACUAAUCAUACUACAUUUGUGAGAUUAGAAUACUGUCAAUCAUUCUAUACUCAGAGUUUGAAGCAUGAGCUGUUAUUAUUUUUGAAAAACUGACAGGAGUUCCGAAAUACUUUCUAAAACAAGAUUUUUGAUAGAAUUGGUUGAUAAUUCCUACGCUGAGUCCAUUCCUAAUACAUUGAGCUCAUAUUCAGAUUCAAAGUCAUGGACCACUGAGCUUUUCAAAUCGUACUGUACAACAAAGUUAAGGUUACGUAGCAGUGAUGUAACCUAAAAAGCUCUUUUUUGAAAAGACAAAUAACCCUUUGGGCAUUUCCAACAUUGCUGCUGUUUGCCAUAAAUACGAGACAGCUGAGUUUGCUUAGAACAUCUGCACAACUCUGAAAGCACUUUAAAUUGACAAAUACCUGCUGUGGUUAAGUUGGAAUGGGAGAAGACAAAAUAUAUCAAGAACAAGCUCAUCCUCCUUCAGGAGAAAUGAUCGGUCAUCUGUCUUUGUUAGUCUAUUUCUUCUCAUUUUAAAACAGUAACUGAAAUAUACUGUACUAUUUUUGCAGAAAAAACGUUCUCAGCUGUGGGUGGAAAAUAGGCUUUGUUGUUUGUUUUGAGAUGGAUAACAUAAUGUCUAACUAUUGUACAUGCUAAUGCUUGAAGAGGCUCAACAGUAUGAAAAUAACUACAAUAUGCUGCAAUUCAACGACUACUAAUAGUGUUACUGGAACGUUUACAUACUCGUGAAGUCGUUUUAAAAUCUGCGUACCUCAAAUACAUUGUUCCAGAAAGCACUUUUUUAAAGAGUGAGGAUAACUCAAUACAAUAUGUCUUCAAUAUAACAUUAUGGUUUUAAUAGCUAAUCAUAGCAACAUGAUACAAUUGCAUAUUUAUAUUUAAAUCAAAUACUGCAUAUGCAGUCUUACAAUGGCCGACAGGGGUAAACGAACAGCUACGUCAAAACGUUUCAAACCCACAAAUGAUCCAAAACCAAUUACACACAGAAAAAAAAAUAAGCUGGGAAAAUGCUGCAAUCACAUAAACGCUGCAGGGUCAAAAAACAAAUGGUAAAUUUAAAAAAAAUGCAAUUGCGUAAAACUGUCAUUCUCAAACUUUUUUUUGACUUAGCAAAAAUCUGGCUCAUCAUGUACCACUAUAAUGACCAACAUUAAAAUACAGUAGUAUAGUAAGCUUAAGUGUUGUUAAAAGUAUAGGUUUUAUUUAACAAGUAUAUUUAAUAUUUUUGGUCACCGUAACAUUACACACAGUUUGAACACUGUAUGAAUAUAGGGGGGGGAAAAAACAGUGUACUUUAAUCAAAUGAUUAUUUGAUGUACCGCUGGAUAGAGCCCACAUACUACUAGUGGUACAUGUACCAGUUUGAGAAUCUCUGUUCUAAAAAACACAAAACCCCCCAAAACAUUUGCUUGAGAGAACUGCUGCAAUUUCAUGUAACAAAACAGACGUUAGCCAGACUACCAGCAACUCCAGACCUGAGAGAUAUCUCAAAAUGUAUAUUUUACAGUAUUAGAGAGCAAUCUAUUUUUACAACUAAGUAUUAACUAGGGAGAUUAUAGGAACAUUUUACAUUUAUCUGAGAGAGAGAUAUCCCUCAGGUCUACAGUGCAAGGGUGUCUCUUAAUUAAAUGUAGAUCACGCGCUGUGCACACCCCACAAAUUGUGGGGUCCCUGUUUUGCGUUAAUGAGCGCAUGUAACAUGUCAUUUAAUUAAUUACAGGACGCUCCAUAUCAAAUUCUACUUCAAACAUAUUCCGAGCCUCUUUCCGCUCUGUCAUUGAUAAAGAAAUAACGGCAAAUUUCCACAGAUAUUCUCAUUUGUUAUUUUGCACUAAAAAAUGUAUUACUGAGACAAUUUAUUUCCCAUGAAUUUGUUGUAGUACACAACAUUCAUCAAAUAAGUUUGAUUAAAAAGAUAAAAAUCCUUUCCAAAAAAAAAAAAAAAAAAGUGUUUUUUUUGUAAUAAGAGGGUGGCCUAAAAAUAAAUUCUGCUUCGGGUCCCAAUUUAGCCAGGGGCUACCCUGCUGCCAUGCCUGGUAACCUGGCUAAUUUCCUGGUAGUCUGGCAAGCUUUCUUUUGUUUGGUAAAGUUGCACCACGCGUUGUUGCAUUUGUUUUUGAUACUGAAGUUUUAAUGCGAUUGCAGCAAUUUUAAUGUGCAGCAGGUGUUUAAUGGUGUUGGUUUGUUUUUUGGUUUUGGAUCACUUCUGUGUUUGAAUGGUUCGGCCACCAUGAGUUUCACCUUCAAAUACAGUAGGAUAACAGCAGUUUGCUGCAGAACUGAUAUGAAUGAUAAUUUUUGUUCUCCAAUGCUAUUUUUUUAUAUAUACACUCCAUUGUGCUAAAUACUGAUUUUAAUUAUGACAACCAAUAUUGUCAAGUCAAAGUCCAGGGAGCCUAAUAAUAGUUUGUUUUUAACCAAAGAAAGUUGCAAAUUAUCUCAAGCAUUGCCCUAAUGUUUGCUGCCAUUUGUCCAUCCAUUCAAACAAUACACAUAGAGACAGUCUACUACUGUAUUUUGUUGGAUUGAAAGAAGUUCUGUAGUGACACACCCUGAAUACAGUCCUGAAUAUAUAGCAGCUGACUUCUUGGAUUUAACUGCUGGAAUUUAUUUUUUAUCUCACAACCAAACACAGCAUCUGUUUGAAGAUGAACCCUUCAACUUCUUAUAUUUUUUUCUGGGGUCUUAAUUCUAUAUGUAACACAUGUAAAUAGUGUAUGUUGUGCUGGAAAGCCGCAGCCUCAUGUUAUUAUUUUGGUUCUGGUAGGAAACCUUCAGAGCAUGUGGCAUCUUUUUUUAAAAGAAUAAAACAUUCUAUUUUUACUGUAAAUUUUACAUUGAUCUCCUGUCACUUGUAGAACCAUGUCAACGUGUUUGUCAGAUCACUAUUAUUCAAGGAACUUUAUUGUCAGAACAUUUUCAUUAGAAUAAGAUUUGUAUUGAUGUAUUUGUGCAAAACUUGAGAGAGCAGGUGAAGAACUUUUAUGCAUGCUUGGGAAGUGCCAUAAGCCACUACUGCUAAUCCAUUAAUUUGUCAAGAAAAAAACAAUACAACAAAAAACAGCAAAUCAUCUUCAGGUUUAAAUUUCAAUUUCAUUGAAUGUGACACUGACACUGAAAUACAGUGCUUUGCAGUUUGGACUGUGUUUUUUAACAAAUGCCUGUACAAGCCAUUGACUUCAUGCAGUAGGUGAAUGAGCAUGCACUUUAGUAGUCAGUGGCAAUAAUAGCCAAGUAGCAUCCUUACCUUCGCCCUGUUGAGAUGUUUUACAAUCAAUCAAGUCAGUUUGUCAUCCUAAAAAACAAGAACAGGAUACAAUGUAAAGGCUGUCAGACAGACAGAGGCUAAUACAUUUAGAAAACUAGUUUUUAAGGCUUUUAGUAAGCUUCUAUUUUUGUGAAACUCCUUUGCUGCUCACAUUGUCCUUUUUUUUAACAUGAUUAUUAACAGACUGACUUGUGUUACGUGCAAAUUAUAAUCACUACUAAACUAGUGGAGCGAGAAAUAUGUAUUUUUUUUCUGUGUACAUUCAAACCUUCUGUGUUCUUGUAAUGAAGUGAUUGAUUCAUCUUGGCAUUGACUGCUAAUGCAUUGGACCUCCAAAAAAUGGAGGCGGGGGAGACAUGAACAAAGCUUCCUUAUUUAAUGUCUUAGUAAAGACGACUAACGUGUC
Messenger RNA from Nerophis ophidion (straightnose pipefish), 5276 nucleotides. RefSeq names its product N-acetyltransferase 16 (gene nat16). The transcript has 7 exons. The record is from RefSeq and is a predicted model, not a curated record. Gene Ontology annotation, molecular function: acyltransferase activity, transferring groups other than amino-acyl groups. NCBI's taxonomy places the organism in Eukaryota, Metazoa, Chordata, Actinopteri, Syngnathiformes, Syngnathidae. Bases 485 to 1546 code for a protein of 353 amino acids.